Messenger RNA from Talaromyces proteolyticus, 1194 nucleotides. RefSeq names its product putative rRNA processing protein Utp6. Bases 1 to 1194 code for a protein of 397 amino acids. The record is from RefSeq and is a predicted model, not a curated record. Gene Ontology annotation, cellular component: small-subunit processome; Pwp2p-containing subcomplex of 90S preribosome. Lineage: Eukaryota; Fungi; Ascomycota; Eurotiomycetes; Eurotiales; Trichocomaceae. Gene Ontology annotation, biological process: maturation of SSU-rRNA from tricistronic rRNA transcript (SSU-rRNA, 5.8S rRNA, LSU-rRNA). Gene Ontology annotation, molecular function: snoRNA binding; protein binding. The transcript is spliced from 2 exons.
AUGGCAGCUGACAAGGCCCGUUUCUAUUUGGAGAAGGCGGUACCUGAGCUGAAGGAAUAUGAGAAAAAGGGCAUCUUCUCGAAAGAUGAGAUUCGCUCUAUUGCUAAAAAGCGGUCCGAUUUUGAGCACAAAGUCAAUGCUUCAGGCGUGUCGCCGUCUGACUUCGCCCGAUAUGCCGAAUACGAAAUGAACCUUGAGACCCUGCGAAAGAAGCGCACGAAGAGACUCGGUGUCAAAGCUGCGGCGCAGCAUACGGGGCGCCGCACCUUAUUUAUCUUAGAUCGUGCUACACGGAAGUGUCCUGGGGACUUGGGGCUCUGGGUUCAAUAUAUUGAAUUCUGUCGGCAGCAGAAAAUGUACCGAAGACUCAGCGACGUAUUCGCUGAUGCGCUGCGGUUACAUCCUUCCAAGGCCGAAUUGUGGAUUUAUGCGGCCAAAUACACACUGGAAGAGCAUGCCGAUAUGACACAAGCACGAAGUUACUUUCAACGGGGUCUUCGCUUUUGCAAAACCCAGAGGAAUAUGUGGGUCCAAUACGGAAAACUAGAAUGUAUCUACAUUGCCAAACUUUCAGCCCGUCGACGGAUCCUGGGAUUAGAUCAGCCCCCGCAAGAAAAGUCUGCUCUCACAGAGGCUGUUGAUGAGGAUGCUGAUAUGAUGGCCCUUCCAAAAAUCACCGCUGAGGAUAUCAAUCCGGAACUAGGGAAGGAAGACGGCGUGGACGAAGGAGCACUGAAGACACUCGACGCAACACCUGCACUCACGGGUGCUAUCCCCAUGGCAAUAUUUGAUGCAGCAAUGAAACAAUCAGCGAAUAAUCCUAUUCUGGCCCAUGAGUUUUUUGACAUGAUUUUUGAAUUCGAAGAUCUUCCAUGUCUACGGAAGAUCGUUGACCAUGUUGUCGCCCAACAAUUAUCGACAUCACCCAACACAUAUCACACGGCUAUAUGCCAUAUCAAAUCGCCUGUUGCUGGAAUCCGAGUUACAUCACCAGAAUUUCCUCGAGCAUUUGGCACGUCUCUCAGCCAUAUGAAGAAAUAUCAGAUGGGAUUUGACCUCGCGCAAGAGUUGACGGGGUGGUUAAAGGUGUUGUCGGAGAACAAAGAGCUUGAUCCAUCACUUCAAAAGGCGGUUAUGAUGACGAUAGGCCGGGUACAAAGGGACCUCGCACCGAAGCAUGGCUCACAGGACUAA